Messenger RNA from Punica granatum (pomegranate), 2552 nucleotides. NCBI's taxonomy places the organism in Eukaryota, Viridiplantae, Streptophyta, Magnoliopsida, Myrtales, Lythraceae. The record is from RefSeq and is a predicted model, not a curated record.
CUAUAUGGAAUGAAGUGAGGACACCUUCACUCAGCCAGUCAUCUUCCACUCCUCCUCUCUUUCCUCUUCUCUUCAUUAUUCCACUGGGUAUGUGAAGUGCAGCUCAGCCAAAACGCAGCCGUUUUCUUCAACAAUUGCCUGAUCGGAGAAGCCUUAGGCGGCCUUGGAUCGGUCACCGAUGGGCUGCUCGGAGUCGAAACUCGAUAACCUCCCAGCAGUCUCCUUGUGCUGCGACCGGUGCAAGUUCCUUGACCUUGCACUCCGCCACCUCCAUGCGCUCAACAAGGCCCACGUGGCUUACACACGCUCCCUUCACUCGUCAGGUACUGCCCUCCGCCUCUUCUUCGACCGGCACCUCGACUCCUCCAGCGCCGGCCGUCCGUUAACCAACAACCUCGAGUAUAAUAAAUCUCUGGCCCGGACGGCCGCUGUCGUUGCUACCGGCUCACCGUCCUCGUCCUCAUCCUCACGCUCGUCCAAUUCCCACAUCAAGUUCGACUCUGACUCCGAUACCGACGAAAAUCCCGGCCAAAGGCCACCGGAAUUCCAGCAGCAAACCAACAACUACAGCCAUGAAGACUACUACAACCCCGAAUCGCUGAACGUGUUCUUCGACAAGUUCACGUCGAUCAAAUACAUGAAGAGGCAGCCGACUCCGCCAGCAACGUACACCCGACCGGUCCACGACAACCACUAUGAGAUCGACCGGUUCUAUCACUCCGAUAAUCCCCCUCCUCCGCCUCCGCCACCGCCAGCGCCGAGGGUAUCCACCUGGGACUUCUUGAACUUUUUCGACCCGUACGAGAUGCCAUUUGGCAGCAUGAGGAGGGACGCAAGGGAAGUCCAGGUCCAAGCCAAGGAAGAGAAGAUUGCUGGCACCAGCGAAGCGAAACUUGCCAUCACCGACUGGAAUAGAGAGGAACGGAAUGCAGGGGAUGAUGACGAGGUGAGGAAGGAGAAGGAGAAGGAGAGGGAGAGGGAGAGGGAGAGAGAGAGAGAGAGGGAGAGAGAUGGUGACAUUGACAAUUAUAUCAAUGGAGGAAGGAAGGUAGUGAGGGAGGUGGAGGGUCUGUUUCAGAAGGCGGCGGAGGCGGGGGAUGAGGUUCUGAAGCUGUUAAACGAUGACGACAUCUGGGGUUCUGUUCGUUACUGUCGGGUCAACGGAGUCAACCCAGCAGCAGCUGCAAAAGCAGGAGAGGGAGAGACCACACCCUUUAUCGAGAAUCAUCGUGACCCGAGCCAGAGGAGGACGAUGAUGAAGAAGAAGAAAGAUUCAUCAGCGGCAGCAGCAGAGGUGGUAAUGGGGGGUGAUGGAGACGGGGGGAAUGCUGGGGGUGGGGGCUCCGCAGGGAAUCUGCCGUCGACAUUAAAGAAGCUAUGCAUGUGGGAGAAGAAGCUCCUCCGUGAAGUCAAGGCCGAGGAAAAACUGAGAGUGAUUUACUCGAGGAAGUGUCAGGAGCUAAAGCAACUGACCGAGAGGGGCGCCGAGGCUAGUAAGAUUGAGGCCACUAGAGCGAUGAUUGGGUCAUUAUCGACCAGAUUGAAUGUCUCACUGCACGUCAUUGACAAGAUCUCACUCAGGAUAAACAAGUUGAGCGAUGAAGAGCUACGCCCGCUGAUCAAUGAACUGAUUCGCUGUUUACUCGAGAUGUGGAAGAUUAUGCUGGAAUGCCACCGAGGACAGUUUCAAGCCGUUUCUGGGGCUAAAAAUCUUAACGGGGUCCACUUAGAACUCAACGACAAUGCUAGCAGUCUCGAAGUGAUCUUGCAGCUCAGGUGGGAGAUCCAGAGCUUGAACUUGAACUUCUCAAACUGGGUCAGCACCCAAGCUGGCUGUAUCGUAGCUCUGCACGGUUGGCUGAUGAGAUGCGUCGGGAGCGAACCGGAAGAAGUGGUUGAUGCUCCUCGUGUUUCCUUGAUCUUUAGCCGAUGGGCUCGGGCCCUAGGGCGGAUCAAGGAGAAGGAGGUGUUCGACGCGAUGCGGGAGUUCAGCGAGAACCUAAAUCAUCAAGUGACAGAGAGUCGGAACCUUAACCUGCAAGCCAAGCAAGUCCAAGACAAGGAGAUGGAGGGGAAGAUGACGAACUUUGAGAAGGAAGAUCAGAAGAUGCACAGGGCUAUCCAAGAAAGAGAGAAGAGGCUCAACAGCGCUCUCCGCCGUGGACGGUCAGUGCCUCGUAGGAGUGAGUUCGGGAGAAGAGCUCCAUUGCAGGAGAGCUUGAAGGGUAUCUUUGAGGCCAUGGAAAGGUUUGCCCUCCACUCCAUGGAAGCUUAUGAGGAACUUCUUGAAUGCACUAGAGGGUAGCCGAAAUUUCAAAAGGAAAAUAAUGGUGAGAUACACGUUAGACUAUAUAUCCUCUGAUCAUUCCGUAUCAGCGAAGAGUCAUGCACAUCGACGAUCAAAACAAACAAUGAUGUAUCCGCAAUAUCUAUUUUAAAAUCGAUUGAUAUUGAUUACCGAAAAAAAAAUCGAUCGAUGUCUAAUUAAUUGCACUCUACAAACUCAAUGCCUUUGCAAGCAUCAAGAAUGCAGCCAUUCAACUUUGACAAAA